This is a messenger RNA of Trichophyton benhamiae CBS 112371, 5064 nucleotides long. RefSeq names its product ABC bile acid transporter, putative. NCBI's taxonomy places the organism in Eukaryota, Fungi, Ascomycota, Eurotiomycetes, Onygenales, Arthrodermataceae. Gene Ontology annotation, molecular function: ATP binding; ABC-type transporter activity; ATP hydrolysis activity. The transcript has 4 exons. Bases 1 to 5064 code for a protein of 1687 amino acids. The record is from RefSeq and is a predicted model, not a curated record. Gene Ontology annotation, cellular component: membrane. Gene Ontology annotation, biological process: transmembrane transport.
AUGCAGCAAGCUGUGAAGCCAUCCAGGGCCGCAGCCAACCAAGAUUCUCAGACUCAUGGCAGAUCUCAGGAUGCUUUAGCUGCCUGGCCGUUCUAUCGAAUGUGCUGGUCUGAUAGGGAAUCCUUCCCUCCAGCUUCUGGACCCUACGAGCCGGAGUUGUGCUGGGCUUAUACAUAUAUGCGGCGGACUCGCCUCUCCACUGCCUUUGAGAUAUCCUUUCGUGUUUCUGCUCUGCAUCUCUAUCUUCAUCCCUCUCUCCUCCCCUUUUCUUCGAUUGCGGGAGUUACAAGUUCCAUAUCCUUUUUGUUUUCCUAUCAUAUUCUCACUCCGUAUUCGCAGAAGGAAGCGGUGGUUGACGUCUUUGAAGAGAAUGGGAGGGCUUCGUUAAGCAGCUACAUAACUCGAGCCGAAGGAGUCCACCAUCUGGCCUUGGAAGAUUUUCCUGUCCACAGUAUCUCUGGCUCCAUCCGCGCAGUCAUUGCUCGAUACCAGCUGAAAAAGGAGAAUGACCUGUAUCAGUCUCUAUGUCAGCUGUACCAAGAUGAGGACGGACAUGCUACCGAAUUAUCCUCCGAAGCGUUCUCAGACAGGUUCCAGCGAAGCUUGAUCGCAUUGGCCUCGCUCACAGGCGUCCUUGCAUCUCUGGCCAUUGCCGUACUGGAUACUGAUGGCCACGGAGUCUAUAGCCGACCGAUCAUUCUGCAAUGGCUGAUUUUUACUGUUUGGGCAGCUGCGCUGAGUGUUGAGCCUUUCUCAGCCAAAAGAUAUGAAUUAGGCCUGUAUAAGGCUGUCUCCUGCUGCUUCCUUUUAUUUGUUCUGAGUGGUCAACUAUGGUCCAUCAAAUCGAUGGAUGGAUGGCAAUACCUCUCCUCUCCUCAUGGCAUCGUCCUUCUGGUUCAGUUAUUAGCCGGGCUUUCCAGCUGCUGUGCCUCAGUCUCUUUGCCUCGCCGACCUGAGCUGUAUUUGGACGGGAAGCCUGUGGAUCAUCAGUUUACUGGCACCUUCUUCGGCCGCAUUUCCUUCUCCUGGGCAGGACCUUUACUUAAAUUCGCUAUCAAGAACCAGACUUUAGAAAUAGAUGACCUCCCAGCGCUCGACUAUGCAACCCGGUCUACGAACUUGCGAGAUGUUUUUGACAAGGCAAAAAAGCCUGGUGAGAAACUCUGGAGGACGCUUGUACGAGUAUACGCUUCUUCCUUGAUUAGCCAGGCCCUCCUAGUUGUCUGCACGUCAAUUUUUAACUUUGCGCCUCAGUAUUGCCUGUUGAAAAUACUGCGUUCUCUUGAGAGCCGCAACUCAGUUUCGUGGCAUCCCCUGGAUGCCUGGGUUUGGGUAUUUGCUCUCGGAGGCUCUAUACUCCUUUCUUCAACUGUCGAAUCUUGGCUGUACUGGGUUGCACAAUACCAGCUGGGUAUUCCAGUAUAUGAGCAGCUAUCCGCGGUCAUAUUUGCGAAGGCAAUAAGGCGGAAGGAUGUCAAAGGCCGACAGCAGGUCAAUGGACAAUCUGAGCAAGGAGACAAACAGGACUGUCCUCAGGGACCAUUUGAGGAAGAUGGUGAAGAUGACAGAAAGACCAGACAAGCCACUAUCAACCAUAUAGCCGUUGACGCCACCCGAAUUGCCGAUUUCGCGGCCUACAACUGCAUCAUUAUUCUCAUCAUUGUCAAGCUGACUAUUACAAUCAUUUUUCUUAGCGGCUUGAUUGGCUGGAAAGCUCUUGGUGCUGGACUACUUGUGUCAGUGAUUAUAACUCCUAUGAAUAUUUACACAGCCAAGAGAUAUAACUCGUCACAAAAUACCCUGAUGGACCACCGGGACCGUAAAAUGGGAGUGGUUGCAGAAGCCCUCCAGGGUAUCCGUCAGAUUAAAUUCUCUGCGUUGGAGAGCCAAUGGGAGCGGAAAAUAUUCGCUGUGAGAGAAGCUGAGCUAAGUGCUCAAUGGCAAACAUUUAUCUGUGAAAUAUUCCUGGUCACUAUCUGGAUAAUUGGCCCUGUUAUGCUCUCGGCCGUAUCCUUAGGAGUUUAUACCAUUUUAUACGGCUCGUUGUCUCCUUCUAUUGCGUUUACCACUAUUUCGGUGUUCACAGCCAUGGAGUUUUCCCUGGCGGUUCUGCCAGAAUUGGUUGCAGACUUUAUAGAAGGCUUUGUUAGUGCGGAACGUAUAGGAAAAUACCUCGAGUCAUCAGAAAGGAUUCCAACAAUAAUUCCAAGUGAACAUAUCUCAUUUGAAAAAUCCACCGUGGCGUGGCCUACGGAGAACCUUGAUUACAAGGCCGAACUGUUCACGCUUCAGGAUUUGAACAUCAACUUCCCAUCAAAGGGGCUAAGCGUGAUAUCAGGGAAGACUGGCUCUGGAAAGAGUUUACUUCUCGCUGCUAUCCUGGGCGAAGCUGACGUACUCGAGGGUGUUAUUCGAGCCCCUGUUCCACCUCCACUAGAGGACAGAUUUGACAGUAAGGCCACGAAGGCCAACUGGAUAAUUGACUCUGCUACUGCAUUUGUUGCACAGGUUCCAUGGAUUGAGAAUGCAACCAUUAAGGAGAAUAUAUUAUUCGGGCUCCCUCUUGAUAAAGAAAGAUAUGAGAAAGUCUUAUUUGCCUGUGCAUUAGAGAAGGACUUUGAAAUGCUUCCAGAUGGCGAACUCACGGAUAUCGGAGCAAAUGGUAUCAAUCUCAGCGGUGGCCAAAAAUGGAGAAUAUCAUUUGCACGAGCGUUAUAUUCUCGUGCGGGAAUACUUAUUAUGGACGAUAUAUUUAGCGCCCUUGAUGCCCACACAGGACGACAUCUGCAUAUCCAUGCCUUAACAGGCGAACUAUCCGAAGGACGGACAAGAAUUCUCGUUACCCAUCACGUCGGACUCUGUUUACCGCAGGCUGAUUACGCAGUCCACCUCGAAAAUGGUGCUGUAAAAUACGCCGGAACGCUCGUCGAGCUUCGACGAACAGGGACCUUGAGUGAGAUCCUUGCAGAAGAAGAUACUAAGCAGGAGGCAAAGAAAUCCUCGCCGUCACUGGCUCUUCAUAAACAAUCUGCUGAAGGCGGCUCCGCUAAUACUCAAACAUGUGUUCAGAGACAAAUAAAGGAGCCACCAAGGAAAUUCCAGCAGGAGGAAGGUCGUGAGAUUGGCGCCGUGAAAUUGAUCAACUACGUGAAAUAUCUGCAAAACGGAGGAGGGCUACCAUUUUGGACUAUCGUGAUGUUUCUGUUCACCCUUUUUGCAACCUUGGGAGUACUCCGCUCAUGGUGGGUUAGUAUUUGGACCAGGUCCGUGGAAGAGAUAGCAGAGCAAAAAUUGGAUAUCAUGUUCCAUGUCACCAACCGCAUCUUGACUCCAAAAGAGUCGCCCCCUGAUAAGUUAUGGUUCUACCUUGGUAUAUAUGUAGCACUGUCAGUGCUAUCAUGUGUGGUCGGGUCUCUUCGAUACGCAGCUUUCCUAUACUCAUGCAUUCAGGCUUCACGGAGCAUAUUCAGGAAGCUUACAUAUACCAUCCUUCGGACUCCUCUGCGAUGGCUCGAUACUGUUCCUCUCGGCAGAAUCCUCAACAGGUUCACUUCAGAUUUCAAUCAGAUUGAUUCCAAGCUUCCAUUUGAUUUAUCCGGCAUGGUACAAAAUGUUCUACAAAUCAUUGGAAUUAUAGCCGCAGGUGUACUCGUCUCGCCUUUUCUAAUCAUCUUCGCCAUGAUCUUACUUUUGCUAUGUUUUUAUUAUUCCAACUUAUUCCUUCAGGGAGCUCGCGAGAUCAAGCGUCUUGAGAGUAAUGCAAAAAGUCCGAUAUUCGAGCAAUUCGGUUCUGCCCUUAUAGGAUUAGGGACAAUUCGCGCAUUCAGCAAAGGGCAAGCUUACAUCGAACGCAUGUAUGCUAAGAUUGACCGCCAUGCCCAGGCUUACUGGAACCUAUGGCUGUUUAACCGCUGGCUUGGUUUCCGCAUGAGUGUCAUUGGAGCAGCCUUUGCCAGUGCUACUGCAGCUUUUAUUGUAAGUCUCAGUUCAAUUGACGCAUCUCUUGCUGGGUUUGCUCUUAGUUUUUCUCUUCAAUAUACAUCCGCAGUUACCUGGAUGUUGAGAAAAUAUGCCAACGUUGAGUUGGAGAUGAACUCAGUGGAGAGAGUAUUUGAAUAUUCGGAUCUUGAGAUCGAGAAUCAAGACGGCCUAGAUGCUCCAGCAGCAUGGCCAACGGAGGGACGAUUGGAAGUCUCAGACCUUGUUGUCGCAUAUGCUCCGGAGCUCCCUCCUGUUUUGAAAGGACUGUCAUUCACGGUUGAAAAAAACCAACGAGUCGGGAUAGUCGGUCGGACCGGCGCAGGCAAGUCUUCCCUGACGUUAGCCCUCUUCCGUUUCCUGGAGACUCGAGAAGGGUCUAUUCAUAUAGAUGGAGUUGAUGUGUCUAAGAUUAAACUUGCACAUCUGCGGAGCCGUCUUGCCAUUAUUCCACAAGACCCGGUUCUAUUCUCUGGAACCAUUCGCUCAAACCUCGAUCCAUUCGAUGAGUAUUCUGAUUCCGAACUUCAAAGUGCCUUGGAACGUGUUUAUCUGGUCCCUCAAGCCGAUCAAAUGUCGUCAAUCUCUUCUAUUGGGGCUCCAGAAACACCCACCGAAUCCGGUGUAAGCACUCCCACUGCCGUUGAAUCCAGCGCUUCCAGUACCUUAGCUAGCAGGGCCGGUACGAGCAUCAAUAUCUUCAGGAACUUGAAUUCUAGUAUAUCUGAGGGUGGCCUCAACCUUUCUCAAGGUCAACGUCAGUUGCUUUGCCUGGCACGAGCCAUUGUAUCCCGGCCGAAGAUCAUGGUUCUUGACGAGGCUACUUCUGCAGUUGACAUGGAGACCGAUGCGCUUAUACAGCAGUCUAUCCGGUCUGAAUUUGGCCGUAACUCAACGACCUUACUGGUCAUUGCCCAUCGUCUGAGCACCAUCGCAGAUUUCGAUCGUAUUCUGGUUUUGGAUGCCGGAAAGGCGGUUGAGUUUGGUACACCAAAGGACCUGAUGCAUAUUGAAAACGGCGUAUUUAAGAGCCUUGUGCAUAAUAGUGGUGAGCGAGAGGCACUAGAGAGUAUUGUUCUGGCCUAG